AUGACAUCUUGUCAUUCUCUUUUCUUGCUUCUAUCUGCUCUUGUUUCUUCAUCUUCAUCUUCAACGUCUGUAUGCGUAUAUUCCUCAGAAGUAAAUGAUGAUGAUGAUGAUGAGUGGUGUAAGUUGUAGGCAUAUUUUGAUUCUUGGAAUUGUAGCCUUAGUGUUCAUUACAAUGGCGCGGAGAUGUUUGAGUGUUGGAGUGAACUGGGGUACUAUGGCAUCUCAUCAGUUGGCAGCAGAGAGUGUAGUGAAGAUGCUUAAAGAAAAUGGAUUUGACAAAGUAAAAUUAUUUGAAGCAGAUGACAAGAUUUUGAGUGCUUUAAUAGGUAGUGAUAUUGAAGUGAUGCUUGCAAUUCCUAAUUAUAUGUUACAAGAUAUGAGCACUAACCCUGAAAUGGCAGCUUCUUGGAUUGAUGCCAAUGUUUCUACUUAUGCUUACACUCAUGGAGUCAAAAUCAGGUAUGUAGCAGUAGGAAAUGAGCCUUUUCUUCAAACAUACAAUGGAACUUAUCUACAUUCCACUUUUCCAGCUCUGCGAAAUGUUCAAGAAGCCAUCAAUCAUGCUGGAUUAGGGCCAGAGGUGAAAGCAGUUGUUCCUUUAAACGCGGACAUUUACUACUCCCCUGACUCGAAUCCUGUCCCUUCAGCAGGCGAUUUCAGGCCAGAAAUACGCGAUUUAGCCAUUCAAAUUGUUCAAUAUCUCGACUCAAAUGAUGCACCGUUUGUGGUUAACAUUUACCCUUUCCUCAGUCUCUAUGCAAACAAUUACUUCCCAUUUGAGUAUGCCUUCUUUAAUGGAUCAAACAAGCCUAUGAAAGAUGGCGAUAAUCUUUAUACUAACGUGUUUGAUGCCAAUUUCGAUACUCUUGCUUGGUCUUUGAAGAAAGCUGGCUUUCCCAACAUGAAAAUCAUAGUCGGAGAAGUAGGAUGGCCUACGGAUGGAAACAAACACGCGAAUAUUGAAAAUGCAAAGAGAUUUAACCAAGGGUUGGUUCAACAUGCUUUAAGUGGAGAAGGAACCCCUGCAAGGAAGGGGAAAAUCGACGUUUACCUGUUCAGCCUGAUUGAUGAGAAUACUAAAAGCAUUGCUCCUGGUAACUUUGAGAGGCAUUGGGGAAUAUUCGAGUUUGAUGGUCAGCCCAAAUAUGAGCUAGAUUUAUCUGAAAAGCCACUCGCUGCAGUAGAAGGCGUAACUUAUAUGCAUAAAAAGUGGUGUGUACUAAAGUCACACUUACCAAAAGAUGCACAAAUUUACUUGGCAAAGAUUGUUGACUACGCGUGUAGUCGUUCUGAUUGUACUGCAUUGGGCUAUGGUUCUUCUUGUAAUCAUCUGAGUGAACGAGGAAAUACAUCGUAUGCUUUCAAUAUGUAUUAUCAAUUCAAUAACCAGAACAGUUUGGACUGUGAUUUUCAAGGCUUGGCUAUGGUAACUCAUAACGAUCCAUCUGACGACAAGUGCCAUUUCCCUCUCAUGAUUGCUGAUGGUCGUAAAGUUAUGUUGUUGCACAAGAACUUAGUGUAUAUUAUACUGGCUGUUCUACAAGGAUUUCUAGUAGUUUUGCUGCUUGUUUCUUAGACAGGUCAUGAUGAUUUUGAUGUA
Messenger RNA from Solanum verrucosum, 1600 nucleotides. Its product is annotated as glucan endo-1,3-beta-glucosidase 6-like. The transcript is spliced from 2 exons. Lineage: Eukaryota; Viridiplantae; Streptophyta; Magnoliopsida; Solanales; Solanaceae. The record is from RefSeq and is a predicted model, not a curated record. Gene Ontology annotation, molecular function: hydrolase activity, hydrolyzing O-glycosyl compounds. Gene Ontology annotation, cellular component: plasma membrane. The coding region runs from base 95 to 1576 and encodes 493 amino acids. Gene Ontology annotation, biological process: carbohydrate metabolic process.